Molecule: messenger RNA, 1176 nt
Organism: Geodia barretti
Lineage: Eukaryota; Metazoa; Porifera; Demospongiae; Tetractinellida; Geodiidae
Source: the annotation of a GenBank genome assembly
AUGCCCGUGGCUCCCGUAAUCGUCUACCUCACCGGCUACCGGCAGCAUGCCGGCAAGACCGUGACCAGCCUGGCAUCAUCUCGCAGCUCCGCCGCGUGCUCGAUCCCGUCCACGAUCGGCUACAUCAAGCCGGUCGGCCAGGAGGUCUCCACGCUCCGCGACGGCAUGCAGGUGGACAAGGACGUACAGCUCCUGUCGGUGUUCAGCUCCCUUCCCGGCUUCGAGCCGCGGCACCUUUCACCGGUGCGGUUCACGUCGGGGUUCACCCGCAACUACCUCGAAUCGGGAGACCAGGAGGCGCUGACGCGGACGCUGGAACGCCGCAUCCUCGAGUCGGUGGCAUCGCUCGCCGACAAGAAGGUGAUCAUCGCCGAAGGCUCCGGACACCCGGGCGUCGGCGCCAUCGCCGGCCUGUCCAACGCCGACGUCGGCAACCUGCUGAACGCGGAGAUCGUCUUUCUGUCCGAGGGCGGCAUCGGCCGCGCCAUCGACACGCUCGAAGUCUACAUGUCUUAUUUUCUGCACAAGAGAUGCCGCGUGCGCGGCGUGAUCUUCAACAAGCUGAUCCCGGAGAAGAUCCGCACCCUGCAGCGGUACCUCACCGAGGACGCGCUCAACAGCCGGUUUCCGGGCUUCGGCGGGAACCUGAGCAUCCUGGGCUUCAUUCCCACCGUGCAGGACCUCCCGCAGCCGUCCAUCGAUCUGGUGCUCAAUUCGCUGCGCCAUGCCGAGGCGAUAGGUGAUCCGCGUCAUCCCACCUGGCAGCGGCCGUGUCGGACGAUCCGCGUCAUCUCUUUGCCUGCGCAGUUCCUGCGGCCCGCGCAAGCGAUCCGGAGACGCGAUCUGGUGGUCAUCAGCGCCAACUCCUCACCCCGGAUCCGCAGCAUCCUCUCCUACCACCGGCAGCUCGGCGCCACGCGCGGAAUCGGCGGGUUGGUGCUGACCUGCGACGAAGGUGAAUCGCUGGCACCGGAGCUGCGCGCCGAGAUCAUCGGCGCCGGGCUGCCGACCGUAUUGAUACGCGGCGAUUCGGCGGCCACCGAGGCACGCCUGUUCGGGCUCUACGAGAGCACCAAGCUGCAGGUGUACGAUGUCGACAAGGUGCGCGAGGUCGAGGAGCUGUUCAGCGCCUCCUUCGACGUGUACCGGUUUCUGGACGUCUUCGGCAUCGAGUAG